Molecule: messenger RNA, 850 nt
Organism: Triticum urartu
Lineage: Eukaryota; Viridiplantae; Streptophyta; Magnoliopsida; Poales; Poaceae
Product: low molecular mass early light-inducible protein HV90, chloroplastic
Source: RefSeq, a predicted model, not a curated record
CCGCCGCGGCCACCGCGCGCAGCUCGUCAGGGUUGGCUCUCGCGGAGCACACGGCCUAUAAACUGUGCCCCCUCUCUCGGAACAAUACAUCAAGCAAACACUCAGCGACACAACAACAAUCAGAAACUGUACUAGCAAUCAUCUAGCCGAUUCCUUGCCUGUUGCAGCAUCUGUAGCUUCCUUCCGUCCGCGGCUGAUUAAUGGCGACCAUGAUGGCCAUGAGCUCCUUCGCCGGUGCCGCCGUCCUGCCGCGCGGCUCGGCAGGCCGCCUCGGCGCCAGGUCUCUACCAGCGCUGGGCCGGCGCGCCCUCGUCGUCAGGGCCCAGACCGAGGGCCCCAGCGCACCACCGUCAAACAAACCCAAGGCGAGCACCUCGAUCUGGGACGCGCUCGCAUUCAGCGGCCCUGCGCCGGAGCGCAUCAACGGGCGCCUUGCCAUGGUAGGCUUCGUGACGGCGCUUGCAGUGGAGGCAGGGCGCGGCGACGGGCUACUCUCGCAGCUCAGCAGCGGCACCGGGCAGGCGUGGUUCGCCUACUCUGUGGCGGUGCUGUCUGUGGCGUCGCUGGUGCCGCUGCUCCAGGGCGAGAGCGCCGAGGGCAGAGCCGGCACCAUCAUGAACGCAAACGCGGAGCUCUGGAACGGCCGCUUCGCCAUGCUCGGCCUCGUCGCUCUGGCGGCGACCGAGAUCAUCACUGGCGCACCCUUCAUCAACGUGUAAAACUAGCUUUGUUGUCAACCGGAUAACACAACUUAUACAUAGCUAGUAGGACAUGUAAAUGAUGAGAACUGAUCAUCCUCUUAUUCUUUGCAGUAUAUACUAAUGGGAUAUAUAUAUUUUUUGUCCCUCAA